UUGCCUCCAAUCAGACCGCUGUGUGGGCUGUCUAGGUGGUUCCUGUCGUGACCCAUUUUACCACAGGCCGGAUCACAAGAGACCUAAGCGUUCUCCUUCACAGUUCUACCUCAGAUUGGGAAUCGUCAUGAAUACCAGGACAGGAAACACAAACUGCCUCUGGAAGAGAGAUUUUGUCCUUCUCAUCUUUACUGGGCUCAUGGUAUUGCUCAUCUACAGCCUGACCACAGAAAACAUGAGAAUGAUAAGAAAUCUAGUCUCAAAGCUACAAGAAGAACCCGUCCUUUGCCCUGUAGCAAUCUCAGAGGAGAGCAUCACUCCACUCAAAAACACCAAACACUACCUGGUGUCAGCCUUCAUGGACCAGAGAGUGAAGGGUUUCGACAUACGCAUCAUUGGCAUUUUCAAGAGAGACUCCAUAAAUCCUCUUCACUGCUCUUUCUGCUGUGGUGGUGUAUGUAACAAAACCUCUCCAGCCAACAUUCUCCCACACAGUGACAACUUUGGUUUUCCUUACACUGCCACAGAUGUCCUGUGUCAGAUCCCCAAAAACUGUGAUCCUUCUUAUGUCACUGUUCUCACUCAGCCUUCAUCGAAUGUGUCUGACCACUUAUUCAUUCCUAUAAGAAACAAAAAAGAGGAAAUGAGGUUCAACUUCACCGUCUGUAUCUCCAACUUGUUUGGAGAUUACAACAACGUGCUUCAGUUUGCACAGACUCUGGAAAUGUACAAGUUGCUUGGUGUGAACAGAGUGGUGAUCUACAACACCAGCUGUGGUCCAGAACUGGAACGUCUUUUACAAAGUUACAGACAGGAGGGUUUUGUUGAAAUGGUUCCAUGGCCCAUAGACAGGUUUCUGAAUCCAUCUAGGGGUUGGCUUUUCUCAGAACAUGGAGGAGACUUGCAUUACUUUGGACAGAUCGUCAACCUUAAUGAAUGCGUGUAUCGGUCCAUGGAGCGUUCACACUACGUCCUGCUGAAUGACAUAGAUGAGAUCAUAAUGCCAUAUAAACACGACAACCUGGUCUCUCUGAUGAACACGCUGGAACCACAACAUUCAAAUGUUGGAGAGUUCCUCAUUGAGAGCCAUUUCUUUCCCAAAAAGCACUUUGAACCAAGUGGGAGGUUUCAUCUUCCCCAGUGGGAGAAGGUUCCAGGAAUCAACAUUCUGGAGCACAUCUACAGGGAAGACCCAGAAAGAGGGGUUUUCAAUCCACUCAAGAUGAUAGUAAAACCAAAGUUAAUAGAGCAGACCUCAGUGCAUGAAGUCCUUAGGAAGUUUGGAGAACGUUACAAAGUUCCACUGGAGGUCUGUCGCAUUAUACACGUUCGUGUAGCUCUGCGUGAAUAUUUGAAGUUGGAGGAGCUUAAUGAAGACAAACGACUUUGGGACUUCCAGGACAAACUGAUUCCUAAUGUGGACAAGGCACUGAAGAGAGCAGGGCUGCUUCCAGCAGAAGAACAAAACUGAUGUUUUUACAGAAGGCAAUGAAAGUAAAUCUACUUUUAAAUCUUGCCAAACCACUUCACUUCAUUGCUAGAUGUGACAAAAGUUAUGACAAAAUCAGAUAAUGAAAAACCUGUUUGCACUUGAGUUUGCGCAUUAUGAUAACAUUUUUUUACACUUUUCUGUCGAGUGAUUCAUUUAAAUAGGCCCUAUGGUGUCCGUUCUGCCCCAGACCUUGACGGAAACAAAGAAGUUCUGUUUCUUUACGCAUUGCAGCGCUUCAUUGAUCAGAAAAACUGUAAAAAAGAAUCAAACCCCUUUGAUACUUUUCACACACAAAAAAAACC
This is a messenger RNA of Oryzias latipes (Japanese medaka), 1794 nucleotides long. RefSeq lists its product as uncharacterized. The record is from RefSeq and is a predicted model, not a curated record. Gene Ontology annotation, molecular function: glycosyltransferase activity. NCBI's taxonomy places the organism in Eukaryota, Metazoa, Chordata, Actinopteri, Beloniformes, Adrianichthyidae. Gene Ontology annotation, cellular component: cytoplasm.